Messenger RNA from Zophobas morio, 1561 nucleotides. RefSeq lists its product as uncharacterized. Bases 16 to 1518 code for a protein of 500 amino acids. The record is from RefSeq and is a predicted model, not a curated record. The transcript has 6 exons. NCBI's taxonomy places the organism in Eukaryota, Metazoa, Arthropoda, Insecta, Coleoptera, Tenebrionidae.
AAAUGUGAGUAAAUUAUGAGUGGGGACUUGCGACUCUUCUUAAGCCCGACUCAGUCGAUUCGUGGCGACGAGCAGCACUCCGCUCGAAAAUCCCACACCAUGUCCGUGGCGCGAAUGUCGAAAAUGCCCUUCGAAGUGAACAACAACUCCCCGGAACUUUUUCAGGCCUCCUUCAAGCGCAACCGGAACGAGUCCGUAGUGUCCGUGUCGAGUGCCUCCAGUUGCCAUUCGGACUCGAGCGAAGACGUCGAGGGCUUAUCGCGAAAGUCAUCCACGGCGCAAGAAUUAACACAAAAGGAUAAUGCGGUCGAGAAUGCGGACUUCAAGAGGCUCCGAUCGAUGUCCGAUGGGGCUACCCAACGCCUCCCCAACCAGGAGCCCUUCGAGGUCUUCCCGAGCCUCCCUGACUCCGUUUUGGAAAAAAUGGGACUCCUAGGGAACGGCCCCAGGGAACGCCUCAACGAAGAAGAACUCGAGCAGAAAUUCGUCGCCCUAUCUCUGGCUUUCACCAUAGACGCAGCUACCAUCAAAGACAGAUGCGAACGACAACGACGAUACAGGGACCAAACCGAAAACAACCUGGACGCAGAAAUCGAAAAGCUCAUCCAGAAGGCCAACAGGAUGCAGUCUCUGUGCAUAGAUGCCGAAACCACCGAGCUGCUUUCGGCCCUCCUGGGCCAGAUCGACAUAGUGAUGAAGGCGUCCGCACACGCCACCAUCUCCUCGGAGCGCUACGGAGCGGUCCAGCACGAAAAUCGGAUAUCGGAGUCGGUGCAUGUGAUGAUCAAUCAUGUGAAUCUUCUUAAGCAACAAAGGGACUCGGCGAGGCGCCAGCUACAGUACACGAAGCGGGUCCUGCAGAAUACGAAUUCUCCAGAGACGGCUCCAGCCCAGAAACAAAUAGCCGCCACCCCCAACGGUCGGGUGAUUACAAAAAGACGGGCAAGCAUUGCAACAAUUUCUCGACCUAUCGAACUCUCUAAAAAUCCCGACGCUCGUAAAAUAACGAGGAGAACUUCGGAUUUGUCGUUGCGGGCUAGCUCCUUGGCGCGCAAUUCUAGACCUAAUCGGCUAGAACUUGGUGUAGAUCUAGUCAAGAUCAAAGAAGGCAUGGUGGAAAGUGAGCCAGUGUUGCACGAACCGGAACAAAAUAGUGAUAAUGAGUCUAAUCAAAACGAAGAUAAUUCUAGUCCGGAAGACAGUAUGGUUUCGGUUGACGCUAACCUCGGACCGCUCACUUUAAGGCAGAGACUCGUGCGGAGGUUUAAGAGGUUGCGGAAGAACGUGGAAGAGCGAUACGAUGAGUGGACGAAUGACGGCACGAUUCACGAGAUUUGUUGCUUCUGCGCCCUUAUGUGCUUCUCGAUUAGUGUGAUAAUAUUGGCGAAUGUACUGCUAGAGGUUGAAUUUGCGAAGCGCGGGUUGGCACCGUCGAGUUUUUUUUGGCACUGGGGUGGCCACCAUGGGAACACGCAAGCGCCCAAACGAAUAUACCACGGAGCGAUCACUACGACUUAAUUUAUUGCUUGAAACUUAAUUUAAUAAAAAGCAUAAAUAUGGA